This is a messenger RNA of Manacus vitellinus (golden-collared manakin), 600 nucleotides long. Its product is annotated as L-amino acid oxidase Lm29-like. The record is from RefSeq and is a predicted model, not a curated record. Gene Ontology annotation, molecular function: oxidoreductase activity. NCBI's taxonomy places the organism in Eukaryota, Metazoa, Chordata, Aves, Passeriformes, Pipridae.
GCUUUCAAGAAUUUCCAGGACACGGACUGUGAGGAAUACCUGGCUAAAUAUGACUCCUUCUCCACCAAGGAGUACCUGAUCAAGGUGGGGGGGCUGAGCCGGGGGGCCGUGGACAUGAUCGGGGACCUGCUGAACGAGGACUCCGGGUUCUACCUGUCCUUCCUCGCCUCGCUCUGGGACUUCGACGUCUUCUCCAACGAAACACAGAUCACGGGCGGGUUCGACCCACUGCCCGAAAGGCCCUGUCCCCAGAAAGGCCUGCCCCGGCGCGUCAUCCGCUUCAACUGCACCCGUGGAGACCAAUCGAUGGAGCAAAGGGGAACAGAGGUCCGGGUGUUCACCCGGCGCACCGCGGACACUCUGGCCCCGCGGCCGGUGAGGGCCGACUACGUGCUGUCAACCUCCACGGCAAUGCCAACGCGGGCACAUCAGUUCCUGCCCGCCCCUGUCCGCGCCAAAAGCCACGCCCUGCGCUCCUCCCACUACCCCGCCGGCGGCUCCAAGAUCGUCCUGGCCUGCUCCGAGAGGUUCUGGGAGAAGGACGGGAUCCGUGGCGGGCCACUCCGUCACCUGGACCGGCCCCUCGCAGCUUCAAUCUAA